CUGAGGUGAGUGCUUCUCCAGUAAUGCUCAUUAGUCUAAUACGCUUUGAUUGCAGCUGUUUUGGAACAAUGAACAUUUCUUACCUGAUUGGGCUUUUGGAAAAGCUAUUGUUUAAGUUUCUACAACAUCUCUAGGCUCUAAGUUACUGAAUUUACAGAGUUGUGUAGUAUAACUGGUGCAUGACUGAAAAAUUGAAGAUUUGUGGUUUCAUAUAUUCAUUUUGUAUCAUCAUAAACAGAUUAACUGGGGUUUUUUUUACCUUUGGUUUGACAAAAUAAGCAAUUUUCUCAUUUUGCAGACGUAAGCUAACUCAAAAAAUAGAUUAAUUGAUAGUAAAUUUAUUCUGGAACCCCAUUUAGAAAACUAGUGAUUUAAGAUGUUAGUGGCAUAAUUGAUCAAAUUAUAGUAAAUGUGUUUGACUAACCCUCAUUUUGUUGUGAUCCUUUUCAGAGACAUUCUUGCUGACUUGGAGGAUUCUGUUCUGCUCAAAAGUGCUUCACACAGGAAAACGUUGAGUAGCUGAAUUGGCUUUUUAUAAGAUGGUCUUUUUGACUAGUGACCAUGCUGCUGUUAUAUAACUGCAAUUCUCCCUUAGUGGGUAGUAGGAGAAAGAAGAGUAAAAAUCUAGUUUCUGUGGAUGGCAGCAAGUUCUGUUACAGACCUUUCGAAACUGUCUGAGAGAUUCAUGUGAGCACUUCAGGGACCCUUAAAACCCCUCAAAAGAAACUUUCUAGUAACAUCAGAGACCCCUGGAACCGUUCUCAUUACCCGCAGAGCCUCUGAAGAAACUGUCUUACUCCAUCAAAGACGCCUGGAACACCAUCAGGUGUCCCUUAAGUACCAAGAAAACUUUAAAAGAAACCCCCCCUAUGAUCCCUCAACAAGACCCAAGACCUCUCUAAAGAAACCCAGUGACCUAAACCACAGGCGGACUGACCGAGCCGCCGCUGCUGCUGCUGUGAAUAUGAUGCAGCUCAUCACUUUCUCACAGGCGGCUGUGCAGAGGUAGUGCGUGCAUGGGUCUGGAAAGUUAUCUCCUCCAUCAUAUUAAUGGGAUAAUAAUGUGAUUGAUUGGUCAUCUCCCCGGGGGAUCAGUCUUUUCUGCUUCCUGAGAAUGCAAGACUCAUCAGAGGACUUACGGCUGACUAGUAGGAUUCUUGCUCAAGAGCCCCUCAGCAGGGCGAAUACACGGCCACAUCAAGGAGGGGGGUUUCACCCAGGGUUGUCCCGUUCAGAAGAUUCCUACCCUACCGCUGCUGUGUAGCUGUCGGCUUCCUCGGUGUGGACUUAAGAGGCGGAGGCGGAGGGGGAGGAAGGGAAGAGGAAGAGGGGGAAUCCGGCGCUUCAGGACGGUCGAGUCCCGUUGCGAUGCAUGGAGGCUGCUUGGAAAUGCUCCCCGGGUCUCCGGAGCGCAUGAGGCGGUUUCAGCCGACCGACGGGCCGCAGCACCGGGGAGAUUCGGCUGCCAAUCCGCAGCUCUGCCAAGCUGCCACACUGUAGGUUCGGCUACAGGAGCACUGCUCGGUUCGGUAUCCGCGAAACGGAGGCAUAUUCAGCGCCGUGAUCUGGGAGCCUAAAGGCUGCAUCACAUCCCUGCGUCGCAGUGGUGGUGGAUACUGAGUAAGCUUGUCGGGUGGCAUCUAUGCAAUUUUAUUUCGACUUUUCAUUUUAUUAUGAGCACAGAGGAGGGAGAGGCGGGUCCAGCUUGUGGAGAGGCGAGGGGAGGCACCACCAUCGCCCACCGCCACACCUGGGAGGAAGGCGAACCGCACGGCUCCCAAGGACGUCCGCAUCCCGACGAUGAGGACGAGGCUGAGCAGGGAGAAGGGGAAGAGGAAGGGGAGGACUGCCGAGAGGGCCAGAGCUGCAGGGAUACAUGUGGGGGGAACGCGGAGAAAUUCAAUGGGGAGGACAACGGGGGGACUUUUUCCAGUGAGGAUGGGGCGGUCGGGGGCACAUCGUGCAAGACGCAGGCGAUGCAUUCAAACUGCAGCAGCGAAACCUGCAUCCCCACUCCCAGCUGCCGGAUCUGCUUCCAAGGCGCAGAGCAGGGUGAGUUGUUGAACCCGUGUCGGUGUGACGGCUCGGUGCGUUACACCCACCAGCACUGCCUGCUGAAGUGGAUCAGCGAGCGGGGCUGCUGGACCUGCGAGCUCUGCUGCUAUCGCUUCCACGUCAUCGCCAUCAACAUGAAGAGACCGUGGCAGUGGCAGUCCAUCACCAUCACCCUGGUGGAGAAGGUGCAGAUCAUCGCUGUGUUCCUGGGCUCUCUCUUCUUGGUGGCCAGCAUCUCCUGGCUGCUGUGGUCGGCUCUCAGUCCGCAGGCCGUGUGGCAGCGCCGCGACGUUCUCUUUCAGAUCUGCUACGGCAUGUACGGCUUCAUGGACCUGGUCUGUGUAGGCUUGAUUGUCCACGAGGGGGCUGCAGUGUACAACGUCUUCAUGCGCUGGCGAGCUGUAAACCUCCACUGGGAUGUUCAGAGCUACGACAAGGCCAAGGACAUGGAGGAGACGAGCACUGGUCAUUCCUCAUUGGCCCCCAGGACGCUUUGGUUGCCCCUGGCCACCUUUGGACCCAAUGGCCCCUUACACCCUACCCAGCUGGGGCCACAGCCAUGGACCUGCCUCUGUUUGGCCCCCUUCUGUCCCAGCCUGGUGCCCCGGAACAACCUCAGCCAGGACAGUGACUCGGGGGAGGUGGUCAUUCGUGUAACAUCGGUGUAACACCAGGUGGGAUUUAUGCAGGAACAAAACAUCUGACGGUUGGUUUACACCUGGUGGUAACAGUCUGGGCUUUGCUGGGAUUUCACUGUCAUUUUUUUCCUUCUGUUUAUCUGCUCUGGGGCCGGUCCUCAAAACUAUCUCAUCAGUUAAAUGAACUCACAUGUGGUGGUGCACUCAUGUUUAAUUCCUUGAAAUAACACUGUUGUUUUUGCUGCAUAGACAGACAUGAACUACUCUCCUCCUUUUUCCAGACUGUUGUGCAGCGUUCAUGUCAUGUGGGAUAUAAGGCAGUGAUGGAAGGAUUAUCAGAUUUACAACUUGCAAGCAUCAUAAAUCUGAUCAUUUCCUGAUGGUUUGGGAUUGCCGAGUUGGCUGUGUGAGAGUUAAAUAUCAAUGUAACACUACAUCCUUUAAAUUUGGUUUUAAUAACCUUGAAUAAUGGACUUUUGUUUGCUUUUUUAGGCACUGCUGCACUUAUUUAUUCAAUGACUAUUGGAUCAGGACAGGUGCAGUAUACAUAGAGAACACAACAAUUAUUCAGUUCAGUGCAUCACAGUAUUUAUAGCUACUGCUAAUUUUCAAUGUCCGGCCCUAGAAGCACCUUUAAGACUAAUAAUUAGCACCAGGUCAUAAAGAAGCUGGUAAUUACACAAGUUUUUCACAUGACAUGAAUGCAGCAUUAAGCCUGAUGUCUGCUGAGACUUUGAAUAUUCUGGUAACACUUUAUUUUACAGUUCUAAUGUUUUCUAUGAUUUAAUAGGAAGGUAUGUAACCAUACAUUUAUAUUUAUAUAGUGUUGAAAAAAAUCAGUCUAACCAAGACUCGUGUGUUCAGACUCUGUGUAAAGAUUUGCACUAGGUAGUGUAAACUCCGCUGGUCCAGGUGAGAUUAACACAUUUCUACUCAAGGUGAAUAUUUGAGCUCAUCCCAAAGCUACAGGAGUCUGCCCUGAGAAAACUGGAACCUGUGCUAAACUGAAUGAUUCGUGACUGAGCCCACACACACUCAGCCAGGUGGAAAAACAAUCGACCAAUCAGAGUUUUGCAGGCAGGAUUCAAAAUGAGGAAAAUUAGCAACAAAAUGGUGACAAGUGAGGCUGAUGUAACGGAGCAGGUUGUCAGAGGUUAACCUUUAAAUUGGCAUAUUUCUUUGGUUUACAUCAAAAACAAUAAGUUCACUGUUCCUAGCAACUGCUAUCAGUUAAUGUUCCACUGGUGGAUACUGAUUACAGUAAACAAUGUUGCGAAAGUCUGUUCCGGGGCUGGAUUUUUAGUUAUUAAUGUGGGUACUAACUGGUUUCUAAGUGAAGUUUUCUUACUUGUAGACUAGAACCUGGAGGUUGCAGUUUCAUUUUGGCUCAAUAUAUCUUAAAGUUUCAAACUGGAUCUUUUUCAAAACUACUGAACUAAGUAGAGAGCUUUGUGUCUUUAUCACUGUGUUUCCUUGGGAUAAAUCUGCUUUGUUUUGUACAAAGGAAUCUUACUGUUAGAAGAACACAUAAUUCCCAGCAAGCAGUUGAUGAGUGAGGAUGCAGGAUUCAGCAAUUUAGACAGGUUGUAAAUGAGCACAAAAAACCCUGAUGUCAGAAAGUUAUAAGGUUUUACACAAAAUGAUGCAAGCAGCAAAUAUGGACAUUUUUGAAUGUCAUUUAAACUUUCUAUCUUAUAGUUCUCAGUGUCUGUAUAUGCUGGCAUAUCAACAUCUGUUCAGUUUGCUGGGCUGCCAUGAAGGAUUAACCAGAUGAUUUGUGCCAGUAUAAAUACAGCUGUUGAAAAUUGUGGUUUUAAUCUGUCUGUAUGCCAUUCUGUUGAGCUUCCAGGAGCCCUGUGGUGUUGGGGUUGUGGACGGUUUUUGGGGUGGGUUUGGGGCUCUUUUUCUUGACGUGGGUCAUUUGGGACAUUUUUUUGGUGCCUUAGGAGGCUGGGUGACAACGUUGCAAUGUGCAGCACAGAAAUGACUUGAAUGUGACUUUUGCUGUUGGCUGUAUUUCUAUUUCUUUUGAAUGUAACAUGGAUGUAAUGUAUAAAGAAUAUUUAUAUACACAGAGAGCAGUGUGGGUUAUUUGCCUGAUGUCAAAUUGACUUUAAGUGCAUUUGGCCUUAAAGCUGCAGCUGCCAGGAAGUUAGACUCAAUGGCUGUAAAUGGCACCUUUCUGAGAGCUGAACUACCCUGAGAUUCCCUAGGGCAGCAGCAGCAGCCACUUCACAUCAAGACUGAUGGGAAGAAAGAAGAUCUAAUGUUGGUGAGUCCAGUUUGAUUCAAUAUGCAGUUAAUGGUACUAGCUUUUUAUGCGAUUGUUAUGGUUAAAAUGUAUUGUACUCCUUCGACUUGUCAUUUCAGGAAAGAUCUUUAAACAAGGUGCUAACCAGAUUGUCUACCAGUCUUGGGUGUGUCCUACCUUUGUUAUAGUUAUAGUUAUAGCAAGUUAUAAAAGGUUGUGCCACUAAUUUCCAUCAGUAGAACACAGUCGAAGAGGAUGUACAGAGGAGGUCAGUUGUGACUUUGCCAUCACACAUUUAAAAAUGUUUUUCACAGUUGUCUGGCAGCAGAGUUGGCAUCAUGUCUCUAUGAUCUGACUGCUCAUGUCUGAACAUGUCGCUCUAGUCGUAGUUUAAUCGUAGUUUAUCUUCUGUCCAUGUGGCUGCAGUGGAGGAUGCACAUUUUCUUUUGCCCUAUCAGCCAGUGGACUAAUGUCCAUCAGAGAAAAGAGCUGUCUGUUUUUGUUUUGUGUUCGAUUCAAUGAAGGCCUACGACACACAAUAUUAUGUAUAUAAAUCCAGUUCUUGUAAGAUGCUAAAAAACACAAAGAUUCUUGGCUCAACAAUGAAAAUCUAUAGUGAAAACAAAAUUGGUUAAAAUUGUUUCCAAACAAAACAGAACAAAAACAGAAUCUCUGUGCUGAAUGACAGAUGCUCCUCCUCUGAAACAGCUUGGACAUAAGGGUCAGAAUCAUACCAUCUUGGACGCCAUCUUGUUAGCCAGAUCAGGAAACAGAGAAGGAUUACAAUUGAACCAUUCUGGCUGAUUCUUGUCAUUCUCCUUUUAUCAAAGGGAAAGGCUGAGCUUAGUCUGAGCCAGGCCAAUUAUCACUUCAUUUCAUUUAGGCUGGGUCUUAUCCAGCCAUGACAGGGCAGGAGGAAAGAUUUCAAACUGCUGCUCCUCAAGAAAGAAAGAGAGAGAGAGAGAGAGAAGAAAGACAGCAAGACUACUCAAGGAAGAUUUGUAAGAUGAGAAGAAAAAGAAUAUAGCAACAUAUAAGGAGAUAGUAACAGAUGAUAAAGAAAACAAAGCAAUGAAAGAAAGAAGAAGCAACAGCUAAGCAAGAGAUCAUGUACAUGGUGUGCAGCUGUUAGAUACUCAGUUAUUAAUAAGGUUAAUAAUGUCUAAUUACAAACAUACCAAGCCUGGGUUCUGUGAUGUCACCGAUGAUGUCACAGAUCAUGUGACAUUAUCCCCAUUCACAAACACUUGUGCUUUACUCAAGAAUUUGUCUAUGUAUAUCUAUGUGCUUUUCCAGCACUAAUUUCCAUCAGUAGACCACAGUCAGAGAGGAUGUACAGAUGAGGUUUGAUGUCAUUUUUGAUGCCUAAGCUACAUGUUUAUUGCACUUGCCUAGCGUCUGCGGCGGACAACCCUCCUGCGUCUGCGAGCUGGGGACCUGCGGGGUCUCCUGCGUCUGCGGAUGGGGCGAGAAGCCUGUCUGCGUCUGCGUGGCAUUGUGAAAAGAAACAACAACUUUGAUGUCAUGGGGCCUAUUUAAAAACUCUGUUAGGCAAGACUGUGAUGUCACUGAUGAUGUCACAAUUUACAAAGGCAUUAAAGACAUCACCAGAGGAGGUCAGUCGUGACUUUGAUGUUAUCAGUCUCUGCCAUUAAAGCCCUGAUGAUGUUUAAUUGAACACUUGGUUCAUUACAUUCCAGGAUCUGAUCCUGUCAUCCUGUUAAGAGGGUGGCCACUUACUUAGGUACAACUUUCUAAUACUAAUUUUGGAACCUCAUUUGCCACAGAAUAGUCUGAAUUCCUAGAGACAUGAAUUCAACAAGGUGCUAGAACCAUUCUUUAAGGAUUCUGGUACAUGUUACUGCAGAUGCAGAUUUGACAGCAGGACAUUCAUGCUGACUCAUGAUGUCACUGAUGUCUUUCAACAAAAAGCUGGUUCAAUCUCUGGUGACAUUAUAGGGUUCUAUGAUGUCACAAUGGUGUCAUGGACUGUGUCACAGGACCCUGACAUCAUGGAAUGUUACACUGUGAGAUCAUAGUUUGCCAUUCUAUGCCUCUGGUCGAGACCAGUCGAAACAUGAAUGUCAUCAACUAUGAUGUCACAUGAUGAUGUCACAGCAAUGUCAUCAGUGACAUCACAAAAUGAACACACAAAGGAGUGCAGCAUUUAAUCUGCACUUUGUGUUACAUAUAAUAAUCGUGUUCUUUUGAACACCCUUUGAUGAUGUCACAGAUGACCGUAACAAGGGUCACAGUCCUACUUGAUGUACUAGCUAGUUAACAUUCUAUGAUUCUACUGAUGAUGUCACAACUGAAGUGAGACAAGCAAUGACAUAGAAAACUGUCAUUCUGUCUGUCAUUACUGAUGUCAUUAGUGGUGUGACAGAAUAGCAAUGGGCACUGCACUACCUUAUAUGAUGACACAGUGCUGAAUAUGAUGA
Lates calcarifer (barramundi perch) is the source of this 7385-nucleotide messenger RNA. It is a transcript of the gene marchf11, whose product is annotated as membrane-associated ring finger (C3HC4) 11. Gene Ontology annotation, molecular function: zinc ion binding; ubiquitin-protein transferase activity. The coding region runs from base 1674 to 2723 and encodes 349 amino acids. The record is from RefSeq and is a predicted model, not a curated record. NCBI's taxonomy places the organism in Eukaryota, Metazoa, Chordata, Actinopteri, Centropomidae. Gene Ontology annotation, biological process: protein ubiquitination. The transcript has 4 exons.